This is a messenger RNA of Patella vulgata (common limpet), 2077 nucleotides long. Its product is annotated as ATP-binding cassette sub-family G member 5. The coding region runs from base 95 to 2077 and encodes 660 amino acids. Gene Ontology annotation, cellular component: plasma membrane. The transcript is spliced from 10 exons. Gene Ontology annotation, molecular function: ABC-type transporter activity; ATP hydrolysis activity; ATP binding. NCBI's taxonomy places the organism in Eukaryota, Metazoa, Mollusca, Gastropoda, Patellidae. The record is from RefSeq and is a predicted model, not a curated record.
CGAAACAAAAUAAUAUCUAUAAAUAGAUUUUGACGAGAACAUGGCAAUGGGAAUGUUUCGAAUUUUAAUAUAAUAUGACACCAAACACAUAUACAUGCAUAAUUCAUUUAACAAAAGUGCUAAUUAUUACGUUAUUCUAGCAAAUUUCAAAAUGGAAACUACUGCUCUGUUACGUGAUCCGGUGGUUUAUUAUGGGGCGCCAGGACCAGUGAUGCUUAAUGCUACUAUGAAUGUCCAGGUCCCUAGGUUGAAUAUCGUCAAUUUAUCCUAUACAGUAAAGAAGAAAUCGGGAGCAUGGUACACAGGGGCCUGUUUUAAAUCAGCCCCAGAGAGAAAAGUAUUAAAGAAUAUAGACAUGAGUUUAAACAGUGGAGAAGUAACAGCUAUCAUUGGUAACUCAGGAUGUGGAAAGACAACUCUUUUAGAUGUUAUCGCAUGCCGUGUGGAUGGUGGAGUUACGGGUAACAUCUACUUUAAAAAUUAUGUCUGCAGCAAGAUGCUGAUGCAAUCGUGUACCAGUUAUGUUAUACAAGCUGAUCACCUGUUACCAAAUCUGACAAUACGCGAAACUUUGCGAUAUACAGCUUAUUUAAAUCUCCCUGGUUAUGCAACUGAUAAUACUAUCAAUUCGAAGGUAGAUGCAGUUAUACACCAAAUGGGAUUGACGAGGGUAGCUGAUUCUCUGGUAGGUGGUGCUGUUAAACGUGGAAUAUCAGGUGGCGAAAAGAGACGAGUUUCCAUAGCGAUACAACUUUUAAAAGACCCAGAUAUACUACUCUUGGAUGAACCGACAACAGGACUGGACAGCUUCACUGCCAAAUAUUUGGUCAAAAGCCUCAAAGAUUUAGCUCGCUCUGGGAAAAUAGUUCUCAUGACCAUCCAUCAACCUCGUUCUGAUAUCUUCAAACUCAUUGAUCAAACUGCCAUCUUGUCGCAAGGCGAAAUGACAUAUUUCGGACGGUCUGAUGAAAUAGUUUCUCAUUUCACAAGGUUGAACUUCCCGUGCCCCUUGUACGCAAACCCACUAGAUGUCUACAUCGAUGUAUGUAGUGUUGACAGAAAGACUAGCGAACAAGAACAAAGCACCAUGUUAAGAAUAAAUGAUCUAGUCCAAGGAUAUAGAGAAUCGCCUCAACAUGAAGCCAUGGUAGCAUCCAUGACAGACAGUCAAAAAUUACCAAAAUAUAUCAACUUUCAAAAUAAGGCAUCAAGAAGAAACGGUCCGGGUGUCUGUAGAACUUUCUGUACAAUAUUAAGCCGAAUGAACAAGAAUUUAUUUCGUGACCCUGGUAACGCAUUAACACGAGCCAUCUCUGCGCCCAUCAACAUGCUAUUUGUGAUAAUGUAUCUUGGAAGAUUGGAUCUGGAUCAAAGGAGUAUACAGAACCGCGGCGGAUUGUUUUUCCAAACCAUGCUAUUUAGCCAAAUGUUGCCUCUUAUCUUAACUGUUUUCUUGUAUUCCCCAUUGCGAGAUUUAUACUAUAGAGAAAGAAGGGACGGUCUUUAUUCCUCCUGGUAUUUUGCAAUUGUCUACCAUGUCCACGCUCUCCCAUUUCAUAUUAUAAGUGGAUUGCUGGUAUGUGCCGUUGGAUACUGGGGUGUUGGAUUAUAUUCAGAUUUUGGUUAUUCCUGUCAGUAUUUUGUUGUUCACAUUAUGAUGAUUCUUAUCGCUGAGAAUAUAACGCAGUUAUCUAUGGCUUUAGUCUAUGACUACCAAUUAGUUAACACUUUUACAUCCUUGCUUUUCACGUUGUCCUUAUCCAUUUCAACAGGAUUCUUUCGAACUAUUAAAGACCUGCCUGUCGUUCUCAGAUGGUUUAGUUAUACUUCAGCUGUAAAAUAUGGUACGGAAAUUAUAACAGUUAACGAGUAUACCAACAUUAACAUCACCUGUGACGGAUUAAAACCAGGUGUUCCGUGCCGUUUCCCGUCAAGUCAGGCCUUUCUAGAUCAAAACUACCCGGAUGCUGUCGAUGAAUUACAACAGAAUUAUGGGUGUAUUAUGGGUAUUUAUGCUGCAACAUUGAUUCUUUGUCUUUCGGCAUAUAAAUUGAAAAAAGUGCCCAAUUUGAAUUAA